This is a messenger RNA of Acanthochromis polyacanthus (spiny chromis), 1603 nucleotides long. RefSeq names its product rab GTPase-activating protein 1-like. NCBI's taxonomy places the organism in Eukaryota, Metazoa, Chordata, Actinopteri, Pomacentridae. Bases 135 to 1112 code for a protein of 325 amino acids. The record is from RefSeq and is a predicted model, not a curated record. The transcript is spliced from 7 exons.
CUUUCUGGGGCCUGUUCUCCAUUUGUCACACUUAUCCUACAUCCGGCACAAUAUCUGUUUGAAGAAGAUAGCUUUCUCCAGCUCCUUCAAAUGUGACAUUUUAUUUUUAUUUUUAUUGCUGUGUUUAAUAAGCCAUGACUUUCUCCCCUCAGGUGCCAACAAAGAAAGCUAAACUGAAGGAAUGCCGGCUUGAAAUAAUGGAAGAUGAAGACCCUUUUGAAAAAUACCUGAAAGAAAACCGUCAGCUUCAGCAGACCAGCCACCGUCUGGAGCAGGAAAAUGACAACUUGGCCCACAGACUGAUCACCAGCAAGAUCGCCCUGAGGAACGCUCUGGACAAGGCGGAGGACAGAGUGGAUGAACUGACAAAAGAUCUGCUGCAGACGAGACAUCGACUGCAGGCCACAGAAGAAGAGAAGAGAGGGAAAGAAGAAGAAACUGCGAUGCUAAAGGAAGUGUUUCGGAGGGAGCUGGAGAAGGCCGAGCUAGAGGUCAAAAGGUCGUCGGGUAUCAUUGCAGAUUACAAGCAGAUCUGCUCUCAGCUGACAAAUCGUCUGGAGAAGCAGCAGGCCGCCCACAGAGAGGAGUUAGAUUUGCUCAAGAGUGUAAUGAGGGCUUGCUCCUGCUGCCAACAUACUGUCGAGUCAGAUGAGCUGUCCGAUGCAGGUCAGAGCUGUGAAGCAGCAGGAGAGACAGAAGGCCGAGGGAUGGCCGAACAAAGCGAGGAGGAGAACGAUGCACGUUUUCGAAGAGAGGAGCAGAGGAGGGAGCAGAGAAGGGUGGACCGAGAGAAGGAGUCCCUCAGGGCUCAGAUUAGGGCACUGGAGCGGGAGCUAGUCCAGACCAAGCUCCAGAUGGUGGAAGCCAAUUGCAAGAUCCAGGAGCUGGAACACGAGAAGGCAAUCCUGUCCAACGAUCUCCAGGAAUCAAAGAACAGCUGGAUCAGUAAGGCCUUCACCUCUCUGCGGACCUCCAGCGGGGGGCUUCAAGGCGUUAGCUUACCCAGAGAUGGGGCUCCCGCACUGGGUCGGAUCCUCCACGGUACCUCCCUCUCUGGAUGGAGCACCAAGAAGCUGUCGUGGCCUCACAGAGACAAUCGAGAAAAAGUCUGACAGCUUGGACUGUGAAGGUGCAGAAGACGUACCCUACCAGUCAAAAGUUUGGACAGUUAUUUUAUUUAAUUAUUUUGUACACUGAAGUCAUCGAAACUAUAAAAGAAUACAUAUGGAAUUAUGUUGUACACAAAAAAAUGUUAAUCUUCAGUAUUAGCCUACAAUGUAGAUAACAAUACAAAUAAAAAGCAUUGGAUGAGAAGGUGGGUCCAAACUUUUGACUGGUACUGUAAAACUGUUAUGUAAAUAUUGUCUUUAGUGUAGCUACUGUUUCCUAACGUGCACUAGCUGGAAGAGUGGAGCACGAAACUAUCAGAGGAGAGUACCUGAGACAGCAUCUAGGUGAUGUCACACAGGGACUUUCUUAUCCGUUUACCACUUCACAAUUACUGUAUUCACUGAUGUAUUAUUUUGUAUAGUUGUAAAUCUAAUCCAUGUCCCCUGAGGGGAAAUCUUUCAUUUGUAAAGAAAUUAAAUGUAAGAUUAAAGCA